Colletotrichum siamense is the source of this 774-nucleotide messenger RNA. Its product is annotated as Succinate-semialdehyde dehydrogenase. The coding region runs from base 1 to 774 and encodes 257 amino acids. The transcript is spliced from 2 exons. Gene Ontology annotation, molecular function: succinate-semialdehyde dehydrogenase (NAD+) activity. NCBI's taxonomy places the organism in Eukaryota, Fungi, Ascomycota, Sordariomycetes, Glomerellales, Glomerellaceae. The record is from RefSeq and is a predicted model, not a curated record.
AUGAUUACCCGAAAGGCUUGGGCGGCUGUAGCUGCCGGAUGUACGACUGUCUGGGAACCUGCAGGCGAGACACCGCUGAGCUGCAUUGCCCAGGCGGUGUUGACCAAGGAGGCUGGAUUUCCCCAGGGUUCCAUCAAUAUCGUCUUGACAUUGGACAGGGUUGCCGAGGUCGGGGAGGCAUUCUGCAAAAGUCUGCAGGUCCAGAAGAUCAGCUUCACCGGGAGCACCCGCGUUGGGAAGCGACUUGCCGAGCAGUGCGGUCAAACUCUUAAUAAGCUCUCUCUCGAACUUGGAAGCACUAGCCCGUUAAUCGUAUUCGAAGACGCAGACCUUGAUCGCGCGGUGGAGAUUCUGAUGCUCGCGAAACUUCGCAAUUCCGGGCGGACCUGUGUGACGCCCAACCGGAUGCAAAACGUCGAGAGCGGCGAAGUCAUUUUAGGAGGUUCUUUGCUACCUGAGCUGGGCGGCAAUUUCAUACAACCUACGUUGAUGACCAACAUGAAGCAGGAAAUGAUCACCACCCGUGAGGAAGUGUUCGCUCCCGUCCUAGGACCAUAUCAGUUCGGGGACGAAACCGAGGCGAUUACACUGGCGAACAGCUCAAAUGUCGGCCUCGGAAGCUUUGUUAUAACUGAGAGCAUCAUUCGUAGUUACAUGGUCGGCAUCAACGUUGGUAGUCUGAGUGCCUGCGAAAGCGGGUACAGGCGAGAAGGUGGUGAGGUAGGGAUCAACGAGUAUAUGGCGGUGAAGUCCAUUUUGGUCGGUAUCUCUUGA